GUCUGACAGGAAGGUGUGAGCAGGGCUGCAGGUUUCUUUUGUGAUUGUCCAACCUGUUGAGGUGGAAACAGUCUCCUGUCCCGUGUCCCAACUCUUCCUCAUCUCGUGCUCUUCCUGCAGAGACAUGGAGACAUUAUCAGGAUAGAGCGGCAUUAAGCGGUCAUCACUGCAACACUUCCGGGCAAAUUUAAAGACCGGAGUGGGAUUUCGGAGCUCACACCCCGAAGGAUAAAAAGAGAUCUUCUGUAUCAAAGGAAUCCUCAGGUGGAUUAAAAAUGGCCUUUUUUACCCGAGGAUCCCUUUUCCACCUCCUCCUGCUCCUCUUUGUCCCUCUCACCUGUCUCAGCCAAUCAGACAACAGCAACUCAAUCAACGCCACAAAGCCGUCCUCUAAUGACACGUCCCUGAGGGGCGUCAAAGGCUGCGGCAGAGAACUGGACCCCAUCUACAGGUACCUGUGCGACCGCCGGGCAGCGUGGGGUAUCGUCCUGGAGACUCUGGCGUCCGCAGGCUUCCUCUUCAGCAUCGGGCUCCUCCUCGGCCUCCUGCUCUGGUCUCUGUGGAUCUGCAUCUCAUCCAGGAACCAGCGCAGCAGCAUCGGAGGCACGGUGGCCAGCAUGACCAUGUUCCUGUUGGCCACCGCCGGGAUCUUCGCCAUCACCUUCUCCUUCAUCAUCCGCCUCACCCCUCAGACCUGCCCCACCAGGCUCUUCCUCUUCAGCGUCCUCUUCUCCCUCGCCUUCGCCUGUCUCUUAACUCGCUGUUUGGCUCUGCUGGGCUUCGCGGCGGCCCGAGGCUGGGGGGAGCCGGCGUUGACCCUGGGGCUCUUCAUGGUUCAGGUUAUCAUCUCUACGGAGUGGCUAAUCCUCGUGUUGGUCCGGGACAGGAACCCGUGUGAGUACAGCCAAAAGGAGUUUGUCAUGCUGCAGAUCUACGUGCUCUGCAUCCUGGCCAUCGCCUUGAUCCUGUCACUGCGCCUCUUGUGCCGCUCCUGCUUCACGUACAGCUACAGCUACACCGGCGCCGCCCGCCAGCAGAGUCGAGCUCAGGCCACGCUGCUCUUCCUCACGCUGCUGCUCUCCGCCUGCGUCUGGGUGGUGUGGAUCACCAUGCUCGUCAGGGGGAACCCGAAGCUGGACCGGCAGCCGCAGUGGGACGACCCGGUGCUGAGCAUCGCCCUGGUGUCCAACGGCUGGGUGUUACUGAUGGGAUACGGUUUGUCCCAGAUCGCCUUCUUCUGCCAGGGGGAGGCCAAGUCCAAAGAUAUCCCUCUGAGCUUUGCAGGCUGGACGAGUCCCAGCGCUGAUAUCCCGGGACUGGCCAGCCCGAAGGAGGGGAGGGAGAACGGGAGCUUUGAGAAUGACGGCAGGAGGACGAAUCAGUCUCUGCGGUCGCCCUACGAGUCCGGAUUCUCCGUGACAGAAAUCGACCCUGAGAAGGAUUACACCAUCCCUCGCCCGCAGACCACCAACUUCCUGGAGCCUUAUGACGAAUACUGAUUAAAAUUAUUGUCCUAUCUGCUCCUCACCAGUGGUGGAACAAGUAUCCAUACCCUUUACUCAAUUAAAA
Plectropomus leopardus (leopard coralgrouper) is the source of this 1569-nucleotide messenger RNA. RefSeq names its product G protein-coupled receptor family C group 5 member D. Gene Ontology annotation, molecular function: G protein-coupled receptor activity; protein kinase activator activity. Gene Ontology annotation, cellular component: extracellular exosome; intracellular membrane-bounded organelle; signaling receptor complex. Gene Ontology annotation, biological process: G protein-coupled receptor signaling pathway. NCBI's taxonomy places the organism in Eukaryota, Metazoa, Chordata, Actinopteri, Perciformes, Serranidae. The record is from RefSeq and is a predicted model, not a curated record.